Messenger RNA from Anguilla rostrata (American eel), 11378 nucleotides. Its product is annotated as centrosomal protein of 170 kDa protein B-like. The record is from RefSeq and is a predicted model, not a curated record. NCBI's taxonomy places the organism in Eukaryota, Metazoa, Chordata, Actinopteri, Anguilliformes, Anguillidae. Gene Ontology annotation, molecular function: protein binding.
AAUUCAUACAAGCUCAUUUCCUGAACGGUGUUUGGCCUUAUGAAGCAAACAGCCUAGUCUACGCUGUGGCCGUGUCGAAACCAGAUGUAUGACUGGAAAUAUUUGCCUGCAUACCGCUUAUUUGUGAUGAAUUACAGCUACCGGAAUGGGGGCUUGGGACUGAAUAGCUUAAGAUAAAAUAAUGUAACUGAAACUAUGCAGUGUGUUCUCACCCAACCAUAGCUGACUAAACAACGUAAUGUUCAUUGAAAUGAGUGUCAAAAACAAUACACUUAUGCCAAGGUUUAUUGUGUUGUGUAGUAAAAACGAGACUCGUGUUUGGUUUUUCGGGCAGGGUUGGGUAUAUCCAGAAGCCUGUACCAGUGCUUUUUCUUUGAUAGCCAUGAUGCAACUAUCUGGGAAUAUCUGUACUAGCUGUGUCCUUGGGUACCUUAUUCUUCACAUCAUUUUCUAAAUGAGCUGUUUUUUUUCAUUUGGUAUAAACAAACAUUUAUCGGCCCACACGUUGAGGCUUGACUGCGAUUUAAAUUUUCCAUUUGCAUACUGACUGUUUUAUAGCGAGAGGCAAGUGAUAGCUGAUGUUUGGAGUAUGCGUCGCGUGCAUCCAAUGACUGAACUAUCCGUCGCUAAUUGGGUGGGGAUGCAUGUAAGAUUCCCAUAUGGUCAGGGUUUACGUGUAGGUUGUGUGUGUCCUUCCGGAGCUGGCCAGUCUCUGCUCGCGAAAGGUUUCGAAGCUGUUGUGCUUUUAUUAGGCUGCGCAUAGUCACUGCUUCAUUGGGAUUCCAUUUUUUUAAUGAAAGGCAAACGCUAUCUAAUGACUGAGCAAUUGAAUUCAGUGUAAUCAAGACUCGUCGACUGUUGUUCAGCGGGGAUUGGUAGUAUGGUAUGACGAUUGUGGUUUGGGCUGCUCACUGUUGACUGGCCCAGUCGUCUGGCAUUUACAGAUAUUUUAUUCUUUUGUAGUUAAACAAUUGAUUGUAUCCCUUCAUGGAAAUAUAAUAAGGAUAGUUCCUUUUUCUCUGGACCCGUUUUGCGAAAAGAUGAGGAGCUCCCGCGUACGCGUGAAUACUGAGGAUGCGAAGCGGCUUCUCCGCAGGCCUCUGAAGAUGAGCGUGACGUCAUGGUUUCUGGUCAGCAGCUCGGCCACCCGCCACCGGCUCCCUCGGGAAAUGAUCUUCGUGGGCCGGGAGGACUGCGAGCUCAUGCUGCAGUCCCGCAGUGUGGACAAGCAACACGCCGUCAUCAACUAUGACCCGGCCACCGACGAACACCUGGUCAAGGACCUGGGCAGCCUGAACGGGACGUUUGUGAAUGAUCUGAGGAUCCCGGAUCAGACCUAUGUCACCCUCAAGCUCUCGGACGUCAUCCGCUUUGGAUACGAUUCCCAUGUGUACACGUUGGAGAGGAGUCAACAUCACGUGCCGGAGGAGGCUCUCAAGCAUGAGAAGUACACCAGCCACCUGCACAUGGGUCUGAAGCCGCCGGAGGGGAAGAGGCCGGACCCUCCAGACGGGGCCUCGGACUCCUCCCGCUCCCGACAGGAGAAGUCUGACCGCAGGGCUGCGACCGAGACCUCCGUCUCCAGGCCCACUCCUCUGUACGGCCAGCCCUCGUGGUGGGGGGAGGACGACGCCGGGAACAAGAGCCGGCACGGCGAGGGACGCAGGCCGGACGAGGGUCACCCAGAAAGCCCGAAGGAGGGUUCCGCACUCGAUUCGGAGAUGGGCGGCCCCCUGUCUGACUACAGGGCCUCCCAGGGGAAGUCCAUCUACUCUUAUGGUCGGGAGCCCAGCUAUUUCGAGAUCCCCACCAAGGAGGUCCAAGCACGCCCCGCGUCCCCUGACACCGAGGUCCAGGAGAUCCCCACCAAGGACACUGACGCCCCGCCCCCCGUCCUCCCCUCGCCUACGCCCGCCCUGACCACGCCCACUCCCCCCGUCAUGCAGAGCCACGCCUCCUUCACCAUCGAGUUCGACGACUGCAGGCCGGGCAGGAUCAAGAUCAAGGAUCACGUGACCAAGUUCUCCUCGCGACAGCACAAGCCUCCCGGCCGGCUGCAGGCCACCACGCCCACCGAGGUGAUGUCAGCGGAGAGCAAGGUGGCAGAUUGGCUGGUGCACAGCGACAUGAGCAUGAUGAGGAAGAGAGUGCCGUGCGAGGAUGUGUGUAGCACCAAGAGUGACCUGGCCAUGAACAUCAAGACUCUCAAAGGUCAUCACCAUGACGAUGGAACCCAGAGUGAUUCCGAGGACCCUGUCCUGAAGGGGAAGCGGAGCAAAUCACAGCAGCCAGAAGUGCCGCCUCAGCCCGCCCCUCCCCACAAACCGGCCCUGGCCCUGGCCCGGGCGCUGUCGCCGCGGCAACUGACUCCGCCCACUCCCCCUGCCCUGGAGGAGGCCCCCUGCCGCUCGCCGCCCGGGUCCGCCUCGCCCCCCCAGAGCCUGGGCAAGCCCCCCGCGCCCGAGCCCCACACCCAGCAGGCCUUCGUCAUCGAGUUUUUCGACGACAACCCGCGCAAGAAGCGCUCGCAGUCCUUCACCCACACCUCCGCCCACGCCCACGCCGUCACGUACUCCGCCCUCAAGGCCAAGCUGGAGAGGAGGAAGGGGGCCGCGCCCACCGCACCCGGGCAGAUCCCGCCCACCCAGCAGGUCACCGUCCCGCUGAAGGGCCAGGGCCACGGGGGGCCCCAGAGGGCCAGCUCCCUGCACCGCGAGAAGGCGGACGAGCGGGCGGAGUCCUCCGGCGUCACCGUGAAGCCGUUCGGCAGCCUGGGCAAGAACUCCAAGCUGUCCCGGGAGUUCGCCGCCGAGUUCCUCAAGGAGACGAGCCUCGCCGUCGACCCGGCGCGAGACAAGACCCCCUCCCCCUCCUUCCCCUCGCCCCCCGCGUCCGCCCCCCCCACGGUGACGUACGCUCCCGCCAUCCCCUCCCCGCUCGGGCCCCCUCCCCGUCCCCGUCCCCCUCCCGCUCCCCGUCCCAGCCCCCGGUCCACCCCCACCCUGCCGCCCGCACCCCCGCCGACCGCCUCCCCCGUCCAAGCCCCCGCCCCGGCCCCGGCCCCUGCUCCCGCCCCGCCCCUUCCGCAGCCCGCGCCCCUGGGCGUGGCCCGCAGCGUGGACCCCAAGACCUCGAAAGCGGUGAGGGGCGAGGAGGAGGACAGCCUGAGCGACGCCGGGACCUACACCAUCGAGACCGAGUCCCAGGACAAGGAGGUGGAGGAGGCGAGGAACAUGAUCGACCAGGUUUUUGGGGUUCUCGACUCUCCCGAGUACACCGGCGUUUCCGCGGCAACCUAUCGGCCCGUAAUUAAAGAGAGGGACAACCGGGGAAGCCCACGACAUGGCAAGCUCGGCCCGCUGGAUCCGAAGGCGGCAGCAGCAGCAGCACAGGGCUUCAACGCCUCUGUUCUCAGUGGCGCCCCCACUGGCCCACUACAGGUGGAGCCCCCCUGCGCAGCUGCUCUUGGGGGCACCAGGUGGGUGUCUCAGUGGGCCAGCCUAGCAGACAGCUACAGCGGUUCGGGGCCCCCCACAGGGCUAUCAGACACCCCACCUCAAGUUGAGUCUGCAGAUGGAGAUGGGAGAUUUGUGGAUCAGGACAUGCCAGGUUCACAUGCAGGGGAGCCUGGUUUUGAUGGACCCCAGGGUUUGUCCAGAGCCAGGCGGCUGCUCCCACAGGUGCCCCCGUCAGAGAGGGCUGAAGGCGCUGUCCCCGACAUCCUGAUCCAGCCUGAGCCCUACAGGGGCCACCAGGCCGCGGAGAGGGGGCCGGGCCCCCUCCGACAGCUUGAGGCGGGGGACAACCUGCCCGUUCAGGAAGACCUGGAGCCGGACAGCCUGAGCGACACCAGCAGGUCAGAAGAUGUCCCAGGGGCGAGGAGGAGAGGGAGGAGCCGGGAGCUGCUGACGGAAGGACGAACUGAGCUGGAGGGGAGGGGCCUCCAGGAUGGGGCAGAGGAAGGGGCGGCGCCAGGGGUGAGGUCCACCUCUUUCUACAUCGGGUCCGAGCAGGGCUUCCCCAGACGGGAGUUGGCCCGUAGCCCCGUCCUAUGCCCACCGGAGAGAGAGCAGGACGUCCCACACAAAAUACCCCCAGCCCCCGCCCCUGUCCCUGUACCAAGCAGUCACCCAGUCGCCCACGACCCCCGAAAACUAGUCAAGUCCAAUGUCUCCGCUCCCAAUCUCCAGUCCCGGGACAGAGACCCCGCGCCCGCCAAGGAGCCGUUCAUCAUCAGGCAGGAGAGCUUCACCAAAGACCGGCCCAGCAACGACGUGCAGCUCAACCGCCUCCCCCACAUCUCCAGCCACCCCGGCCUCAUGGACCUGGACCCCUGGGGGCCGGACGGGGACACCAUACCGCCCCUCCCGAGGGUCCCCGGGCGGGGUUCGAGGCAGGGCCACGACGACUCCCUGUCCGGCGACUCGGACGUGGACACGGCGAGCACCAUCAGCCUGGUCAGCAGCAAGAACGCCGCGCCCGCCUCCGCCCCGCCCAGGAAGAGGACGCCGCCGGCCGCCGCCGGCUCGCAGAAGGACAAGUCCACCUCCGGCCCGUCGGCCCGCGAGCAGGCCCGGCAGCCCACGGCCCGCGAGCGGCUGUCCGAGAAGCGGCGCAGCCAGGCCGCCGCCGACGCCGCCGCCGCCGGCAAGGCCGACCCGGGCAAGCGCUUCCAGCUGCGCCGCAGCGCCGGGAACCGCGGCUCGCUGGACCUUUCGGACCACCAGCAGAGCUGGGCGUCGUCCUCCGCCGCCGCCGCCGCCGCCUCCUCCUCCUCCGACCACGAGUCGGGCUCCCGGCCCGGCGCCCGCCGGAAACCCGCCGCGCCACCGCAGAAGGACGACGGCGGGAAGGCGGCGAAGAACGCCGUCCAGCAGGCGCUGAUCCGCUCCAACAGCCUCUCGGCCCCGCGCCCCACCCGGGCCUCCCUGCUGCGCCGCGCCCGACUGGGCGACACCUCGGACAACGAGGGCGGCGACGCGGACCGCGCCUCCCAGGGGUCGGACGCGGGCGCGCCGGGGAAGCCGCCGGGCGACGGGAGGAAGCUGUCGCGGCUGGACCUGCUGGCCAUGCCGCGCAAGAGGAGCGGCUCCUUCACCGCCCCCAGCGAACCCGAGCCCGGCGCGGGGAGGGCCGCCGUCUCCGCCCGGAAGCCCGCCGCGCCCGAGCCCAAGCCGGCGCCCGCGGGGCGUCAGCCCAUCAUCCGAGCCCGCUCCAGCAGUGCCAAAUACCCCAGCGCAGCCAGCUCCCGGCGUCGGCCGGACUACACCUCCACGUCGGAGGAGGAGUACGAGGCCAGCUCCGCCUCCGCUAAACACAAACGCCCCCACGCUUCUGCAGCCAAUCAUACGGCAGGCUCCCAGAGGCCCGUCGCCGCCCCUGCUCCCGCCCCGCCCAAACCCGCCCACCGCCGGACGGAACAGGAGGAGGAGGAGGAGGAGCCAGACCCGGAGGCCGACCCCUACCAGCACUGGUCCACGCACAGCGCUGAGAUUGCAAGGCUCAGUCAGGAUCUGGCCAAAGACCUGGCCAUUCUGGCUCGGGAGAUCCAUGACGUGGCAGGCGAAGGAGACUCGCCAAGCGGCUCAACUGCGGGAGCAAACCCCUCAACCAGCACCACAACAAACGCACCGGCCUCCAACGUGUCCACCCGAGAGGAGAGGACAUGCCCGCCCUCGCGAGUCAUCACCUCACCUCAGGUCAUUUUGGACAAUCUCAUGCUGAAUCCCGUUUCCCAGCUGUCCCAGGCUAUCCGGGAAAACACUGAGCAACUGGCUGAGAAAAUGAAGUCGCUUUUCCAUAACAAGACUGAAGUCUGGGAGGAGAUUGAAGCCAAGAUCAAUGCGGAGAACGAAGUUCCCAUACUCAAAACGUCAAACAAGGAAAUCUCCUCCAUCCUGAAGGAGCUAAGAAGAGUUCAGAAACAACUUGAAGUGAUCAACACCAUCAUCGAACCUGGUGCCAACCCCGAGCUGGCCGCCAGAGCCUCGUCGGCCGCUGGGAAGAGCAAAACCUUCACCAAGGACAGCCGGCCCGUGUCCCAGUCCCGCAGGGUGCCCGGAGGUAGUGCCAGCUCAGCCAGCAAUGCCAACGGGAGAGCCAAGGGCAGCGCGGCGGGGUCCGAGGGGGACAGGUUUGCGGCCUGAGCUGCUGUUCAGACUGCGCCCCCUUGUGGACACAACCCCUCGCGGCCGCUGCAAGGCCAUUUUUGAACGGAUGUUCCAAUGUUUUUCGAAUGUGUUCGGACAUCCCUGCGUAUUUUUUCUGACCUGUUACACGAAGGAAAUUUGACCAAACAAAAUGUAAAAAUCUUCUUGGGGGUGGGUCUUUGAACGUGCUUCAUGGAGUGAAUCGUACAUGAAGUGAUGUCCUAUAUGUGUUGUCUGUUUCGCUGAAAGGCUGUGCUCUUUGUUUUGAGGAAAAAGACUACCAGUGCAGUGCUUUGGGCCACAUUUCCAAGGAGGUGGAAAGCAGGAAGUUGGAGAUGUGCUAUACCUCGGUUUUCAAACUUGAAUUUAGAAAUUCGACUUCAUAAGAGUGCAAUCCACCUUCUCUGUUCAUAAUAUCAACAGAUUUUCUUUGGCCCACUUUAAUGAUUGGGUGUAACAGGUAACAGAAAUCUUUUUUAUUUAUUUAUUUGCAAUUUGAUGUCCAGUUACCGCUGCAGAAUAUGAGAAUACAAUCUCAUUGAGGAUUCAUUCCUGCAUAAAAUGCAUGCCAGCCUUAUAUGCUUUCCUUUCAGUUAGUGUGCAGUCCAGGUCAAAUGCAACCCUUCUAUCUAUCAUAUCUAUGAAAAAAUAGAGUUUUACCCCAAAUUUCGGGUGUAGUAUUCUACAGUGGAUCAUGUGCUCAAAUGCAGACAAAACAGCCAGCAUUGUUGUCUUUUGCGGGCCUGGAUUGUGGAGGGAUGUUUUUUUGGUUUGCAAUAACAAAAAUACCUUAUUGAGGAUUUCCUUUAUUAAGCUACUGAAGCUACUUUCCGAAGGGAUUUUUGUCAGCUGAAUGAAGUUCUGUGCAUAUGAAGAUAAGGUCUACACGAAUGUAUGUAGUUUAUUUAUUGAAUAGUAGAAUGAAUUGUAUGUUGAUGUAGAAUGCUGAAUGUGUUUAGGGAUUGUGGGUGUAAUGCUUUCUGUGGUUCACAAACCUAUACGGUAUAUUGUAGUUCUCAGAUUUAACCAAUCAUGUUUUCUGGAAGGACCUGGCAGCUUGAUGACCUCAGAAAAUAGGAAGUAAAAAUGAUUUUGACAGCAAUGCAAUACAUUUAAGGCUUAUAGCAGUUUAUGGAUGGGAUUCUUGCAAUGUGUGGACAUGGCUUCACAUACAGAUCCGAUGCAGAAACCUUUUUGUUGGUUAUACUGUAAACGUUUCUCCCCCAAAGUACCAGCUACAUGAUUACCUUUGAGACACCUCUGUGUCCGCUUCCUGUAUGAAAAUAAGAGCACUGGUACUUUAUUUUGUCUUGGGACAGCAUAUUAUGCAUUCAGAUUGAAUAAACUGGUCGUGAAUCAUUGUUCUGUUGAAUCACUGGAACUGAGCAUCUAAGCAAACUAGUGCAAUAUGCUGGAUGCACUUACAUCCAUGCUGAAACCUGCCUAUCAAAUAAAUAAGCGAAUGAGAACCUAAGCAGGCACCAAACCGAAUGUGAAGUUCAAUUUAUGCACCAGUAUUUAACAGUAAGAGUUAAACUAUAUCAAUAUGAGUGUUGAGAUGGCUGCACAACAUUGCAUUGGUGUUUUGAUUCAGUGUGUGCUCUAGACAAGGGUGUUUUUUUUGCCUACUGUUUAUUUGCCAACAUUGCAAAGAGAAUGAAUUUUCCUGGGAGAUGAAUUGCCAAAGCACACCUUGCACCUCAUAUAAUUUAAUGAGGGCCCUUUGUGGGCCUGGAAUACACACUGAGUUGCACUGUCCACCUAUCCCAAGAAAGGGCCCCUAGGGUCACCCAAACUGCCCAUUAUAAAUAUAUCAAAAGAAUCCUAAAGGCAAGAUGACUAUUUUGACCAUUGAAGUUAUAGGAAGGGAUUGAUGUAAAACCUUGAUUUGUGUGGCAUAUUGAACGAAUAGUUGCCAUUUAGUCUUUCUUAUUUAUAGUAUGUACAGUAUGUAGCAAUUGGAAGCCUAUUAAUGUAGUAAGUCAGUGAGGAUAACCGCUCUUUUGAGUGUUUAUUUAAAAUUGGUCUGGAACAAGGGUGGAAAGAUCUAGAAGAAUGAAUAUGUGUCACAUUAUUUCUAGACCCUUUGGUUAUAACAAAUAUAUAUUUGUGAAUUGUGCCAUAACAGAAAUUGGGGUCAUUCUGCCGUACAACAUAAAGGCAAACAUACAAAUUUAAAAGGAUAAUCACAUUAAAACUUAAAACUUUGUGUUAAAUCACAGCAAUGUUUGGAAGCAAAUUUAAGAAUUUAGAACGGGAGAUCAGGGUAGAGAAGAAAACUUGUGUUGCACACAAGAACACCUGAGCAUAUCCCAGUAUGCAUGCUGUCCUUAAAACCAUAACGUGCAUUAUAAUUACGCAAAAAUUAAUUUAUUGUAUAUAAAUGAAAUAUCACUCAUCCCUGGCCUGGAUUGUGUAAGAAGUAUUAGACAACUGUGAAGUCUACUAGUUUAGGAAGUUUAAUUUGGAACUCCUGUUUUUGAUUUUAUAUUAUUUAUAUGAUAAACAUAGGUAUACACUAUGUAAAAAUGUACCAUAUGGACCAGGAAAAAACGGUGUUGUAAUAGCAUCACUGGAAUAUUUGAGCGCACAGCCUGCAGGAGGAAGUGAACUGCUGUUUUUGUCCAAAAUCUUAACUUCACCUUUUUCUGGUCUUUUAUGUUUGAAAAGUUGUCUAUCACCUUCUCCAGUCAUAAUAUCAGAAUCACAGGUUUUGGAGUGAGAGUGGUGUUCACUUUUUUGUUCAAAUUUUCUUAUACUUCUUGAAAAUGGUAGUGAAGUCCAUAGUCAGCACAGCCAUUAAAUGUAUACUUCUUUUGUCUUUGGAGGCAGUGAUGAUUUUGACCACUCUGGAUGUGGUUCGUUAAGAUGUCCAGCUUGAAAACAGGGUACAUUUUUUUGCAGUUUCAUGUUCUUUGGUUUCUUCACUCCGUUAAAUGUGCUUUUUGUAGUCAUUCUGCUUGUCGAGUGCUUGAAUUUCCGUCCGGGCUCAAUAUGUUAUUUUAGAAUGUUCUCCGGCAGGCCAAGUGUCGGACCCCACAUCGCAGCGCCCAAAAUCGCGUGCGAUGAGUCGUUGGAGAAACGGCGUCACAGUAGCGCUAAGCCAAAGAGCAACAUUCCGUAGUGUUCGCAACAGCCUUAACGUGAGUAGCUUAGCCGGAAACCCUCAGUUGAUGUCCACCUCAUUCAUAGACCUCCUCUUUCCCAUGAAGCAUCAUACUUGAAGCAGGCAUUCCCUUGUUAUGCCCACACAUGCAUGCUUAAUUUGUCCAUUUAAAGUCAGCAAUGGGGUGCAAGUUGCUUGGGCAAGGGUUUUCAAACUGGGAUGCCGGAAACCAUGGGAAUCCACAAAGGAGUUCCUGGGUGGUUCUCAACAAAAUGGGGAUUAAGUCCCUUUAAAAUAUUUUGUAUGUAUUUCAGUAUUUCAUACAUUUUAUUUUAUAUGUAAUAUGCCUGAUAUGUACUCUCCUGUGUUCAGAGCCGGUCCUAUGAUUUUGGUGGCCCUUAAGAAGAAUGUUGUUGUGGCCCCGAAGUGCUCCAACUGUUUGGGCCAGGGAAGGUUGUGGCCCUAAAGGACUGCAGAGUGUUUUUAUCAGUCCCUGGUUUUGGAACCUGGGCCUCAGAAGCAGAAUGUUACAGGUUAGAGGAGAGGUUCUCCUGCUGUAGGUCUGGUUGACAGAAAUGCAGUAACUGACCAGGAAGUCACUGUCUCUAGCAAUAUAGUGGCUUUACAGAUGACCUGUGCAGUUGUGCGUUUUUCUGGAUAAAGGCCUUUGCUGAGAAAAUGAUCAAUCUAAGUGAAACUAAUGUAAUUUUCCCAUCUUUUCAAAUAUUGAUGUAAACUUUUUUUAAAAACUGUUUUUUUUUUGGGCUCUUUGGAAUUUAAUAUUAAAGAUUAGACCACAAUGCUGAGAGGAAGUUGACACCAAAUGGGUGUGGAGAGUUCUUUGUAGUCACCUGUGCUGUAAUACACUGUUUGUAAAAACAAAAAUAAUUAUCUCUAUGCCCACUUUCUGGCUGCACUGAUAGAGCACCACUGUGUCCUUUUGGUGUCGUGUUGAAACUGUGUUCGCACAGCUAAUGGUAACCAGCCGUUAGUUAGCUUCUCAUUUCACCUGGGAAUGUGAUUGAGGUUGUCAAGACUGUAUGUGAUGAAUGCUGUAGAGAAGUAUAAUUAAAAUGUAAUAAAAAAAAGAAAUAAAAGCAAUGUGAAAAUGUGAAAAAUGUAAAAUAUAUCACGCAGUUUAUUCGGGAUAGACUUGUGGCUUUUUCACCCUAUGUGCACUUUUUUAUUUUUAAAUUAUGCUUUACUGUCAGAAGAGUCUGUAAAAUAAGAUUGAGAAUAAAGAAGAACAAUAUAAGCAUAAACCUAGUGUCUGAAAAUCCGCUUUGGCAUAUGUUAUCUUUAAAGGGGUGGAUUCCUUUUUUGGAGGGAGGAUGAACCAUCGGGAGAAUAUUCAGACAGUAGCUGGCCUCAGAACUGUUCAUCCAUAUGCUUCUUGCUAGCAUCAAGGCUAUGGUGUAGGGUGUCACAGAGAUGAUGGAAGCUUCCGGAAAUGCACACAGUUCCUUCACUGCUGCUGGGUUCUGAGCUCAGCUGCAGCUGUGCUUAUGCGGACUGAUUGGCUGUCACUCCAGUAAUGCAACUGCUGCUGCUAAUGUGAUGUCACUCCCUUUUAUGUUCACAGUUCUGUUUCCUGCUUGUAAGUCAUGUUAAAGCUGUAGACAAAAAGAAUUUUAAAAAUGACACUGUUCUCUACUGGAAGUCUGUACACCUGACCAGUCUGUCUUGUCUGUUACUGUGACUGUGGUUCAGUCAAUACUACAUUGACUGUAUGUUUUAAUGGUUGGCCACCAUGUGACAUGUAAUUAAUUUUCCCAUGUUAUGUUCUUCCAGAGUUGGUUUUAUUUAUUUCUCAUAAUAUGUUUUUUUUUGUAUAUUUCUUGAAUGAAAUUGUGCAGAAAAUAUUUGAUUUUCCAUUUUUAAUUUGUAAUAAAUUGAUUUGGUUAUAUUUGGACAUUGUGGAACAAAAUUUUAUAUGUAAUAUUCUUUGAUCAGUGUUAGAAAUGUAAAUCAAAAUGUGAUUUAAGUGGACAUGUACCAUUUAAAGAAAAGUCACAUAGUGUACAUAUUAACCAGAAAUGGUGGUAACAUAUUUGUUGAUUACUUUGGGCAGCAGGUAUGUUUUUGCUCUCAACAAUAAAUAAAUAAAAAACAUAUAUUCUGCA